AUGGGAUAUGGCACACUUCCUCUUUUUCACAGUAAAGGGAAAAGACUCAUAGAGAAACACAUGUGCCAGCAACAGCAGCAAGGACACUGCAAUGAGCAGGACAACUAUGACAAGGGCAACUCCAAGGAAACACAGCUGACACUAAUGGAGGAGAUGCUCCUCCUGGGCCUCAAGGACCAAGAGAAUUAUACAUCAUUUUGGAAUGACUGUAUAUCAUCUGGAUUGCGUAGCUGUGUGUUCAUUGAAUUAGCAUUAAAAGGAAGGUUACAGAUAGAGGCUUGUGGAAUGAGACAUAAAAGUCUGUUAACAAGAAAGGUGAUCUGUAAGUCUGUUGCUCCAACAGGGGAUGUCCUUCUUGAUGAAGCUCUAAAGCAUGUUAAGGAGACUCAGCCUCCAGAAACAUUCCAGAACUGGAUUGAAUUACUUAGUGGUGAAACAUGGAAUCUAUUAAAACUUCAUUAUCCGUUAAGAAAUAUGCAGGAACAAUUAGCUAAAAAUCUGGUGGAAGAGGGCAUAUUGACAACAGAGAAACAGAACUUCCUACUUUUUGACAUGACAACACAUCCCUUCACCAACAACAGCAUUAAGCUGCUCCUCAUUAGGAAGGUCCAGGAUGCUGUUCUUGACAAGUGAGUGAAUGACCCUUGCCUCAUGGACAAGCACCUGCUGGCCCUCAUUUACAUGGCCCAUGCCUCAGAUGUCCUGAAGAAUGCUUUUGCUCCCCUUCUGGAUGAGCAAUAUGACCUGGCCACCAAGAGUGUGAGGCAGCUCCUCCACUUGGAUCCUGAUGUGGAAUGUCUGGAGGCCUGCACCAACAAGGUCCUGUGGGUGGUGGUGGCAGCGAUCACCAAGCAGCUCUGCUCAGAGUGACAUGUUCUCCUUUCUAAUAAGCCAGUUGCUUCUAUUUUGUUGACUUCUAAUUUUCUGCAAUUUGUACUUCCCUAUACUAACAUUGGCUUUUGUUUUAUAAAAUAAUAGAUGAUUAUUUUUAAUGAGUGCAGGAUUCUGCUGGUACAAGAGGCCUUCCUCUUUCUGUUUUAAAAAAAGUUUUACUGCCAUAUUAGCAUUCCAUUCUCACUAUUACCUAUUUUGGGUUUCUGGUGUACUUUGUCUUUCAAAGUACCUCUAGUUUCUUUAUAUGUACACCUUUGGAUUACCUCAGAUUGAGUUUUUCCUGUAUGCAUGUGCACAUCUCACAUUCUGCUUACAAUUCACACAGAAAUCACAAAAAGGCCUUUAAUCUACCAAAGGU
Messenger RNA from Phyllostomus discolor (pale spear-nosed bat), 1252 nucleotides. RefSeq names its product Golgi phosphoprotein 3-like. The transcript has 2 exons. Gene Ontology annotation, molecular function: phosphatidylinositol-4-phosphate binding. Gene Ontology annotation, biological process: retrograde vesicle-mediated transport, Golgi to endoplasmic reticulum; Golgi organization; Golgi vesicle budding. The record is from RefSeq and is a predicted model, not a curated record. Gene Ontology annotation, cellular component: trans-Golgi network; Golgi cisterna; cytosol. Lineage: Eukaryota; Metazoa; Chordata; Mammalia; Chiroptera; Phyllostomidae.